AUGUUAACAAGACAAGGUGCAUUACGUCUCACUGAAGCUGAAUUUCGUCGAUUAACUAAUAUUGAUAUCGAUUUUCCUGGACAUGCUGAUGAAUGGCUUAAAGAUCUCACUGCUACAUUUCGUAUGGCUGAUAUUACUGAACCACAAGCAUUAAAGAUAAUUCCUACUUUUUUGGAGGGACCAGCUAAACAAUGGUUCGUCGAAAAUAAUACACAUCUUGAAUCAUGGAAUACAUUUAAAGCUGAAUUUAUUCAUACUUAUUCCUCCCCAACAGUGAAACAAUUAGCAUCACAACGCUUACGAACUCGGCAACAAUGUACCGAUGAACCUGUGAUUGAAUAUUACACUUAUGUUAUGAAAUUAUGCAAAAUUAUUGAUCCAAAUAUGACAGAUGUUUCGAAACUUGAUCAUUUAUACCAUGGCCUAAAACCGCCUUUAAUGAAAGAAGUAUUACGUCAAGCACCCUGA
Rotaria sordida is the source of this 468-nucleotide messenger RNA. Lineage: Eukaryota; Metazoa; Rotifera; Eurotatoria; Philodinida; Philodinidae. The record is from the annotation of a GenBank genome assembly.